Oncorhynchus keta (chum salmon) is the source of this 6308-nucleotide messenger RNA. RefSeq lists its product as uncharacterized. The transcript is spliced from 5 exons. Bases 1471 to 4599 code for a protein of 1042 amino acids. Lineage: Eukaryota; Metazoa; Chordata; Actinopteri; Salmoniformes; Salmonidae. The record is from RefSeq and is a predicted model, not a curated record.
UUUCAUCUGUAGACUACAUUCGUCCCUGGGCAGAUAUAUACAAACAUUUAGCUUCACAAACAUUUCACAUAACAUUUUUAAAAAGACAGGCCUACAGUUAACUAUUAAAAAUAUCGACCAGUCAGACCAUUACUCUGUUCCAGCUGGCUGAUGGGCAUUAGAUUGCUACUGUUUGGCAUCACACAGAUCAUUUCUGACUAAUUGUCUCAAUCAAUGGGAGAAGAUUUCAAAUAGAUGAAUGGAGCAAAAAUUGAUUUAAUUUAAUAACACUUUCUAAAUUCAAACGAAUCCCCUGCAACUAGACAUGGACGUUUAGAAGACAUUGGUUGUCUUCCAAGUCCAGAAUUGAGGAGUAUUGCCAAGUUAAUUAUUCGGGAUCGAUGUCCCUUCCACGGGACGGUUGAGCUAACGUGGGCUAAUGCGAUUAGCAUGAGGUUGUAACUAACAAGAAAUCUGAUAUUGGUAGAAAGCAUAAAUUCUUGUUAAUCUAACAGCACUGCCCAAUUUACAGUAGCCAUUACAGUGAAAUGAUACUAUGCUGUUGUUUGAGGAGAGUGCACAAUUUUGAACAUAAAGUUAUUAAUAAACAAAUUAGGCAUAUUUGGGCAGUCCUGAUACAACAUUUUGAACAAAAAUGCAGUAGUUCAUUGGAUCAGUCUAAAACUUUGCACCUGCACUGCUGCCAUCUAGUGGCCCAAAUCUAAAUUGCACCUGGGCAGGAAUAACAAUGGUAAAUGGCCUUUCUCUUGCAUUUCAUAGAUGAUGGUACAAAAACAAAUACAAAAGAACGGUUGUUCUUUUUCUUUGUAUUAUCUUUUACCAGAUCUAUUGUGUUAUAUUCUCCUACAUUCCUUUCAAAUGGUAUCAAGAAUAUGCAUAUUCUUGCUUCAGGUCCUGAGCUACAGGCAGUUAGAUUUGGGUAUGUCAUUUUAGGUGAAAAUUGACAAAAAAAGAGGCGGAUCCUUAUUAAGUCUGGUCGAAAAGUCUGUGCUCUGCCAAACUGUAAACUACUUGUAACUACGAAUGGAGCAUCACAUUAGCCCGUUACAGUUUGUUAGCUAGCCUACAGAUGCUUUACAGUUAAAAGUUAAAUACACCUUUGUCGCACUAAGCCAAUAGUGAUGGGAAUUUCCGUUAUAUUAUUUGAUGUAGAAAUACCGGCAUGAUAUACUGUCAGCUAUCUGGUAGUUGGAUCAAAUGCAACAUAGUAGCAGGCCAACUGUACGUGUGCGUGACAACAUUAUUUCGCAGCAACAAUACACCCGCCAUUAUGACGCAAUUAUUGAGUGAUCAUGUUAUCGCUAGUAGCCUUCAUUACUGCUCUCAGCGCAUUGGACAAUUAUUGGAGGCCAUCAAUAAUGCAUUGGACGAGCGCGUUCAUUACAUUUUGUCAGUAAAUAAAUAUUUGAACGACUUUACUCUUGUGAUUUGGAAUUUCGUGCGUCUACGCUUGUGUUCAUAAGCAGCAAGAUGCCUUAUCCACAUAGAGUGGUGAAUAUUCCCACGGGAUUCAAGGACUUGCUUGAGGGAGUGAGCAAGGCUGUGGUGAAGUAUCAACCGGAGAGUAUCCCCGCCUUCGCAGCGGGCUUCUUCAAUGCGCUUCUAAUCUUCAGAGACGAGAAGCCAGGCAUGCCUAUCCAUGAGCUUAUUAAAGAAUUCAGGGCUACAAAAGGCUCUCAUUUCUACAGGAAGAAGAAUAAAGCUGUACAGCCGCAGGUCACUGUCCAAGGUCCUGAAAAGUCCCCCCAUCCCAAGCCAAUCCCGGAGUGGGAGGCAGGCCCGUUGCUAAUGGAAGCUAGAUGUGAGGAUGUCAGGGAGCCUUUCUCCUUCAUCUCUAGUGACCAGCCCUGCAGCAGCCGAGACAUCCAGGCUAUGGAUGCAGUGGCAGGAGCUUCUACUGACGGUGGCCAGAACGAGUGUGGCCUGCAGGUCUCUGCCACCACCAUCACACUAUCCCCAGGGCCCAUCCCAGCAGACAUUGCCCAGGGCCUGGCCCUGUACCGGCGCAAGAUUGACCUAGAGUCGUCCCCCCGGGACUCUCCUCCACUCGGGGCUUCCGCCAACAACUCCUGUGCGCGUGUCCGUUCGGCCCUCUUCGAGCGGGUCUCCUUCAGCGAGAUCAGCCAGGAGUUGGAUGCGGUGCUGAUCCGGACUGGCGUGCUCCCAUCAGAGUCCCUGAUCAUCGUGCAGACAGAGCAUGUACCCAAGAUGAUUGUGUUCCAGGCUCAUCCCCUAUUGGCUGAGAACGCAGCAGUGACUCCGCCUCCGUGUGACGUCCCUGUCAGGUAUAAGUGCAGCUGUGCCUCAAUGGUGGGCGCCCUCGAAGACGUGGUGGCACUAUUGGAGAUGGGCGGUGCAUCUCAGCCCAGCUAUCCCAUCUGUGAGAGAGCAGGUCCCGUGGUAGAGAGACCAGCUGCUAUGGUCGCUGAGCCUGAGGAGUCUCUAGCCCUUGGAGACAAGGUUGUACCCCUUGAGGUCUACUCUGCACCAGUCGAACCCCAGGAGAUGACACCCUCAAGGCCCUCCAUCCCAGUUGGAACACUGGAGCUCCCUGUUUCAGCCCCUGCUGUGUCUGACUCCCCUGCUGUGUCUGACUCCCCUGCUGUGUCUGACUCCCCUGCUGUGUCUGACUCCCCUGCUGUGUCUGACUCCCCUGCUAUGGCUGUCCAAGAGGUGCAGAUUAGUUUGACCGAUCGUCCUCUCUCAGUCAUCCUACACUCCCUCUCUGGUGCAACUUCACCAUCCGAGACAGCAGAGGAUGUGAUGCUGGUUCCUAUGGUAGUGUCCCCUCCUGAAUCAGUCAAAAGGGUGGUGAGAGAGUCCUCUGAUCUUCUGUGUCCUCUUCCUGCAGCGACAUUGGAGACUGAGUCUGUUAGUGUGAUUUGUCCCCCUCCUUCUCCAGUGACUGUGGAGAUCCAGUCUUCCAUUCUGGCUUCUCCCCUUACUGCUGCAACCGUGGAGACAGUAUCCUCCAAUCGGAUUUGUCCUUCUUCUGUGGUCAGCGUGGAGACUGAAUUGGCCGAUAUGCUAUCUCCUUCUGCUGCAGAGACAGUGGAGGCCAAAUCUUCUGUUUUGACCUGCCCCCAUACUGCAGUGACCGACAAUUUUGUGGCCCCUGUUUCUGUGUACCUUCCUGUUGUGGCACCAGAAGAGACCGGUGUCCCCAGUGUGCAGCUCCCAGCUCCCGCGCCUGCCUUGACAGAGGAAACUCAGUGCCAGUCUGCUUCACCAUGCCUACCCACCCUCACGGCCGCAGGAGAGUCCAGAACCCCCUUCUUGGUCUACCUCCCACUGCCUGCUCCAGAGCUGGCUAAGACCCCUGGUCUGUUGUGCCAACUGGGCCUGGGACCAGAGGAAGCCAAGAGCUUCCCUUUCCUGUGUCUCCCUAUUUCUGACAUCCCCAGGACCCCAAGUCUUGUGACUGCCAACCUGGCUCCAGCUCAGACUGCGGCUGUGGCUCCUGCUGCUGCUCCGGAUUUACCAAGGACCAACCUCCCUGGAGUGACAGAUAUCCCCAGGACCCUGAGUUAUGUGGCGGCUGGAGCUCAGGAGCUACCACGGCUCCAGAGCUAUACGGCUAACACCGCUGAAGUCCAGGAGCCACCGAGGACCCCCAGCUAUCUGGCUAACACCCCUGGAGUUCAGGAAAUACCACACAACCCCAGCUAUCUGAAAAACUCAGCUGUCUUCCAAGAUAUGUGCUUUAUGUGCCCCUCCGUUACCGCCUCCAAUCUGUCCAGGAACAAUAGCUUUGUGCACUCUCCAGCUGCCAUCGCUCCACAGCAGCUGAUUAGGGGCCCGUGUAUGAUGUCUCUGUACCCCCAGGGAGGGCCUGUGAUGGGCCACUGUACCCACUCCCCAGGACAGUGUCCUGCGUCUCUGCAGCAGCAGUCUGGCAUGGCUCCGCUCAACCACGGACAGACGACCAACGCCAACUUCAUGCCCAUUUGUUCUCAAGGGCCAAGCCUGUGUAGCUGCCUCGGCAGAACUGGCAGCCACUGGCGCCUCUGUCACCUGACGCGACCCGAGUCCCAGGGCAGGGUGGGCGGCAUGAUCUGCCCCUACCAGAACUCCCAGACCAUGAUGCACUGCAACAGCCUGGAUCACAUGGCCAACAUCCCCAUGUACCAGGACUGUGGCCACUACUCUAGCAGCUGCCACCUGCUGCCACCGUGCUCCCAGUCGUCCCACGGCAGCCUGCACACCCACCACGUGGCCGAGCCCCGUUGCUCUGCUCACAACCUGGGCACCUCCUUCGUCCAGCCCCAGAACUGCUCCUCCGACCCCCUCUUCCACUACCCCCAGCAGUACCACCUGGUGGCCACCCCCUCCCAGGAGAGGCAGCAGGCCCUGUGCCCUCUCCAGUGCCCACUGCUGCAGCAGCGCCACAGCUCCCUGCUCUUCUGUGGGCACCAGGGGGAGCUGAGCAGGCUGGGCUCCUCCAGCUGUGUCCCUGCCACCAACCAGAGACAGAACCAGGGAGGGGUGGGGCAGAAGAAUAACAACCCCAGCUGCGUAUCGCUUCAUAACAAAAGAUUAGACACGAGCGCAAACAACAAUCAAGGCUGCGUCAUGAACUGCAAUCCCCAGGGCAACUAAUCCUGUCUUCACAUGAGAAGGACCUUAUUUUUGCAGUUGCCAAUGUCUCUUUUGCAUUCUUUUAAACUGAUAAUGAGGAAUAAAUAUACUUACAUUGCAUGAAUUUCGAUAGUGCACAAACCCUCAAUCAAUCACUACAAAAACAUACAACUUAAGGUAAUUGCAGCUAUGUAAAGGCAGUAGAUGGAGGGUAAACUUCCACAUUGAUACAACAGUUUAACAAAGAUUUGGUAUUGGGCUGUUGUUUAAAGCUAGAAUCCUUAGUCGCUACAUCAAUUUUUGAACUAUAACUUAUAAAUCCCUCUUGAGCUUAGUUCAAAUGUCGUACCCCAUCAGAAACCAAAAUAUAAGCUUGUUUUACUCCAAUGCUUGUAAACAAUGUAAACAAACACUUUAUACCCUCCAAACAUGGUUCAAACUAUAAUUUUGAUAUCACUGAUGGUCAGUCCUUACGUCGAUGGCUCUGUCUAUGAAUUUGAGAGAGUCAUGGAGAAAUGUAACCAAUCUCUCAACUUUUUACCAAAAUAGUGGCGAGGUGUCACUUUGCUCUAUUUUUAAACUAAGGAUUCUAGCUUUAGGACCACUGUUUCUGUGGAAUGAAUGGAACCAUUGCAACACUCACAAAAUUAGUCAUAAUGUCACAUCCAUGUUGCAUAGUAACAGAUUCCAUGGGUGGAAGUGUGAGUUAAAGAAAUAGAGAAUCACCAUCAACCUUUAAAAUCUGGCUUAGACAGUCUGGACUGACUUGGACUGAGCCUAAGGCCAUGUCAUCCUUUUAACAUCUGCUCAGUUACUCAUCAGAAGUCAAAAUGACCUGUUCGCCAGGUUGUUAUGACAUAGUUGCAUGGGGUAAGGAAUGCAUUAAAUAGAAAAGCUAAAUUAGCUUGCAGGUAAUGUUAGCUAUUAUACAUGUUGUUUGUUUUCCUGCUAUUGAAGCUCAUCACAACAUUAUUUGACUAUCUAAUGAGAAGUUAGAGCAACUACACCAUAAUAUUUUAAAAAGUACAACAAUAGAGUAGACAGAAAGUGAUACAUUGUUGCUUUUGGCUAUGUUGUGGUGGAUGAGCUAAACAAUGGAACGUGGCCGGUGUCUGUCGAUUGCCACCAACAACAACAAGCAACACUCUCUAUGCAAGUGCCCACUACCAGUUACCAACACCAACAACAAGCAACACUCUCUAUGCAAGUGCCCACUACCAGUUACCAACACCAACAACAAGCAACACUCUCUAUGCAAGUGCCCACUACCAGUUACCAACACCAACAACAAGCAACACUCUCUAUGCAAGUGCCCACUACCAGUUACCAACACCAACAACAAGCAACACUCUCUAUGCAAGUGCCCACUACCAGUUACCAACACCAACAACAAGCAACACUCUCUAAGCAAGUGCCCACUACCAGUUACCAACAACAAGCAACACUCUCUAUGCAAGUGCCCACUACCAGUUACCAACACCAACAACAAGCAACACUCUCUAUGCAAGUGCCCACUACCAGUUACCAACACCAACAACAAGCAACACUCUAUGCAAGUGCCCACUACCAGUUACCAACACCAACAACAAGCAACACUCUCUAUGCAAGUGCCCACUACCAGUUACCAACACCAACAACAAGCAACACUCUCUAUGCAAGUGCCCACUACCAGUUACCAACACCAACAACAAGCAACACUCUCUAUGCAAGUGCCCACUACCAGUUACCAA